AUGAGUGACGCCUACGACGCAAUCAUCUACAGUCGGCAAAAUGGCGCCUUCAUGAAGCAUGCAACUAUACACCACUUUGUGUUACACCGGUAUAAUUAUUAUUGUCGUACACAAGAUUAUGCGGGUACUGGAAAAGGGGUUUAUAUUAAAAAAAAAUGGGUUCAGGCCUUACAAAAUGAGGGCAAGCGUGUAGCACUUACUGCUACAACCGGGAUUGCAUGCUGCUUGUACGAUAAUGCAUCGACAGUACACAGGUGGUCAGGCAUCGGUGAUGGUAGGCACGUUGUAUCAGAGAUUAGAAAUGUGGUGGAAAAUAAUGUCCAGUUCACUGAAGUGAAGAAUAGGGUAACCCAGACGGAUGUACUGGUAAUUGACGAGUGCUCCAUGUUAAGCAAAAAAAUGUUCGAAUCUUUAAAUGAAGUAUGCAAAUUAAAGGAUCCACAGCUUUUCUUUGGUGGUAUUCAAUUGAUACUGUCAGGUGACUUUACACAGCUGCCACCAGUUCCAAACCAGAUGUAUGGAGAAGAAGGUGAUUUUUGUUUUACAAGUGAAUUGUUUGAAAACAUUUUGCCUCACAGAGUUAAACUGACUGAAGUAAUACGGCAAACAGAAAAAGAAUUGAUAAAAGCCAUUCAGGAGAUUGCGAAUGGAAUCGUCAGUAUAGAAACAGAAGUUUUUAUGAAAGGGUUAACUCGACCAUUGCCUUGUGACACUGACUCUAUAAAAUUAUUUGCAAGAAAUGAGCAAGUGGAUGUAUAUAACAGAAAUCGAAUAAUUGACUUUCCUGGUCAGUUGUAUGAAUUUCGCUCUGCAGAUGAAGGCCAUCAGAAGCACCUUAACAAGAUAUUAGCUCCAAAAACACUGUGGCUUAAAAUAGGUGCGCCAGUUAUUUUGCUUCGUAACCUAUCCAAUAAAUUGGUUAAUGGUCUGCGUGGUAAUAUAUAUGACAUCAGCGAAACAGGACCGGUAGUGGAGUUUCCAUCUUUGAACGUUAAAGUGCCACUAGAAAGGUUUAGAUUUUCUGUUUUUAGUCCAUCCCGAAACACUGAUGUGGCCGUAGGAAUUCAGUUUCCAAUAAAAUUGAGUUUUGCAAUGAGCAUACACAAGUCACAAGGAUUAACACUGGAUAGUUUGGAGAUCGACUGUCGUCAGAUAUUCAAGCCAGGACAAUUGGGAGUUGCUCUUGGACGGGCUCGAGAAACAAAAGGUCUACGAGUGAUAAACUUUAAUGUAAAGAAAAGUGUAAUUUCACAACCUGCUUGUGUCAUGAAUUUCAUGCAAAAAGUAUCUGCUGACUUUCAAGAGGAUAGAAGUUGUUGCAACAAUAAACAACAAAGGUUAGAAGAACCUAUUGGCAUAGGUGCAGGUAAUUUGACUGUUGAUGACAUGAUUAUGAUUGAUGAACUUACUGAGCUUGAUGAACAAGAAAGUUCAGAGGAAUUCGACAGUGAAUUUGAUGAAGUUAUCAAAAUGAUAUGUGAAACACAGAGUGAAUCAGUAAAUCUUCCAACAGACUUGGAUUUAGACGGAAUUUUGACUGGCAUUAAAUGUACGAUUGUGAAAACUCCAAUGCAAUACAAUACCAACAAAAUCCUGACAGAAAUUGAUCAUGCGAAGUACAUACAGUUCUGUAAACAUGAAUAUGCAAAGUUGUCAUCUUUUGUUGAGGAGUUAGAUGUUGAUCCUUCAAAAUCUGUACCAAGUAAGCUGCAGACUGAAUUUUACACUAAAGUACAUGCUUACCAACUACCACAACAAAACCAGAGUCCCUAUUAG
Molecule: messenger RNA, 1776 nt
Organism: Ruditapes philippinarum (Manila clam)
Lineage: Eukaryota; Metazoa; Mollusca; Bivalvia; Venerida; Veneridae
Exons: 6
Coding region: 1-1776 (591 amino acids)
Biological process (GO): DNA repair; telomere maintenance
Molecular function (GO): DNA helicase activity
Source: RefSeq, a predicted model, not a curated record